This is a messenger RNA of Tachyglossus aculeatus (Australian echidna), 681 nucleotides long. Its product is annotated as olfactory receptor 14I1-like. Gene Ontology annotation, cellular component: membrane. NCBI's taxonomy places the organism in Eukaryota, Metazoa, Chordata, Mammalia, Monotremata, Tachyglossidae. Bases 1 to 681 code for a protein of 226 amino acids. Gene Ontology annotation, biological process: G protein-coupled receptor signaling pathway. The record is from RefSeq and is a predicted model, not a curated record. Gene Ontology annotation, molecular function: odorant binding; olfactory receptor activity. The transcript has 7 exons.
AUGAGAAGAUCCAUCUCCUUCCUGGGCUGCGUCACACAAGUCUUCCUGGUGGUUUUCUUUGUAACUGCAGAAUAUUUUGUCCUCACCAUCACCUGCUCCGAGGACCACGUCGCCAUCAACGUGAGCAUCACCGCCGCGGUACCGUUAGCCGUCAUCUGCUUCAUUCUCAUCAUCUUCUCGUACGCGUGCAUCUUCUGGGCCGUUCUGAGGAUGCCAGCCGCUGAGAGCCCGGCCAAAGCCUUCUCCACCUGCCUGCCUCACCUCGUCGUCGUCAUUCUCUUUCUCAUGACUUCUUUCUUUGCAUACUUGAAGCCACCCUCAGAUUCCCCCUCUGUACUGGACUUGCUGUUGUCCAUGUUCUACACCGUGGAAGUCAUCAUCAGCUACCAAGGUCUAAGUCCCUACCAAAGUCCCUCACAUCUCCACGUCCAAGUCUUCUCCGUGGUCUGGUUUGCCACCUCAGAGCUGUUCAUACUCUCGGUCAUGUUCCAUGACUGCUACGCCACCAUCUGCCUCCCCCUGAGCUACGAGGUCGUCAUGCUAGUGUCCGUGUUCUACACCUUGGUGCCCCCCUCCUUGAACUACCUCAUCUACAGCCUGAGGAACAGGGUCGUGAAGGCCGUCAUGGGCAGGAUCCUAAAAGGGGACCAGCCCAGCCCUGCAGAGGUCAACGACACCUAG